Molecule: messenger RNA, 3826 nt
Organism: Drosophila mojavensis
Lineage: Eukaryota; Metazoa; Arthropoda; Insecta; Diptera; Drosophilidae
Gene: Dhap-at
Product: dihydroxyacetone phosphate acyltransferase
Exons: 3
Coding region: 19-2196 (725 amino acids)
Biological process (GO): ether lipid biosynthetic process
Cellular component (GO): peroxisomal membrane; peroxisome; mitochondrial membrane
Molecular function (GO): glycerone-phosphate O-acyltransferase activity
Source: RefSeq, a predicted model, not a curated record
UUAAAAGUCAAGCGUACCAUGGAAAUGAAGUCAACCGCCAGCCAGGUAAACAGAGCAACGGUCUCGUCUAGCGAUGACUCAUCCCCAUCGGCAUCGGCUGAGGCGACAGCCGCUGCAUAUAUGCGGCAAUUUGAGAAUAUUAUAGAACCGGGCAAAGAGGCAUCUAUGACCCGAGAGUUCAAGCCCCAAGUGGCCUAUGAAUUUGAACGCUAUUUAAAUCCCCAGAAGCUCAAACAGCAUGUGCUACGCAGCGAGAAGCUGCGCUCACUGCUGGAACACUACGCGCAACAGACAGGGCAGCCGAUCAAACAGCUGGAGCAGCAGGCGCGUGCGAUUAUAGAUGAGAUCGGUCUGGAUCGAAACAUGGCCAUAAUACGCUGGUGCGGCAUUGCGAUUACAGCCAUUGGUAAGCGCAUCUGUGAUGGUUUCUAUGUCAAUUCGACCAGCAUGGCCAAUGUGCGUAAGGAAAUGGGCCACUGUCCGGUGCUGUAUUUGCCCAGCCAUCGCAGCUAUAUGGACUUCAUACUGAUGAGCUACAUAUGCUAUUACUAUGACAUCGAAAUACCAGGCAUAGCAGCCGGCAUGGAUUUUCACUCAAUGUUCGGGAUGGGCACCAUGUUACGCAAGACGGGCGCCUUCUUCAUGCGUCGCAGCUUCUCAAACGAUGAGCUUUACUGGGACAUCUUUCGCGAGUAUAUGUACGCUCUGGUCGCCAGAUACCACAUUGGCGUAGAGUUCUUCAUAGAGGGCACGCGAUCUCGAAAUUUUAAGGCCCUGGUGCCCAAGGUGGGUCUGUUGUCGAUGGCCUUGUUGCCCUAUUUUACGGGCGAGGUGCCGGACGUAAUGAUAGUGCCCGUCAGCGUGGCCUACGAGCGUGUGCUGGAGGAGCAGCUGUUUGUCUAUGAGCUGCUGGGCGUGCCCAAGCCCAAAGAGUCCACGAAGGGCUUCUUCAAGGCUCUGAAAAUCAUCGACGAACGAUUUGGCAAAAUGUUUCUCGACUUCGGUGCGCCAAUUUCAGUGCGUCAAUUCUUUGGCCAUGACAGCACGCAGCGCAUGCAACGCGCCGGAUUGGGCGGAUCACUGCAAAAGCUCAAUCGGCAGGAGAUCGAGCUAGUAAAACAGCUGGCGAACGAGAUUAUCUACCAGCAGCAGCGACGCAUUGUCAUCACCACAUUUAAUUUACUAACUCUGUAUUAUGCCAGCAAGCUGUAUGGACAGUGCAGCGUCAAUGUGGAUGAGCUGUCCCGUGGCAUUUUACAUUUGAAGCGGAUUUUCGAGAAGCUCGGCGCCCAUGUCAGCACUAGCUCGAAUAGCAUCAAGGCGGACGUUAUCGAUGCCAUCGAAAUUCAUAGCAAUAUUCUGCAAUUUCGUGUAGGCAAACUUCAAUUCACUCCGCUGGCUGCAGAACAGCUGGCGGCACAGAUCGAUAUGCGACGGCUGAAGGCGCACGCCUUGUGUCCACAAACGAUGGCAGUGGCUGUGCCGAUGCUGGCACUACAGCUCUACAUAAAUCCGUGCAUGUUUUGGUUAGCACGGCCCGCCUAUCUGCUGCUUGCCGCCCUCAAGGAGCAGGGCCGUCAACAGCAGCUGGACAACUCGAGCUCGUACCAGGAAACGUUGGCUGCCCUGCACAACCAUGUGAGCAGCAUGGAUGCACUGUUCCAGCAUGAGUUCAUCAUCGAAUCGAAUCGCGAGGCGGCCGAGUUUGAGACGCAUUUGCGUCUGCUGAUCGAGGAGCGUGCCCUGCAGCUGAAUGAGCACACGGGCAAGGUUACUGUGCAGGAUAACGAGUGUACCAGAGUCAUACUGGCUGCACUGGCUCCAUUUCUCUGCCUCUACUACCAGCUAGCGGUCACGCUACGCCAGAUGUCAGGCGAAUUCAACUCCAAAGAUCUGUUGGUGCGGGUGCAAAAGCACGUGGAGCAGCUGUUGCAGCAGCCAGGCGGCACCGCCUCGCACGUGCAUCCCUAUUGUCUGGCCCUGGAUAAUUUAAACAUCGCUAUCUAUGCACUGAUACAGUCCGGAUAUCUGCAUAAAUCUCGGGAGACGGGCCUGAUGAGCAUCGCUGCGGCAACACCGAUGAAGUGCCUCAGGCAACUAGAGCUGCAGCUGCUGGAGUAUUGCCAGCUAAUGCCAUUUACCCAAUACUCGAUGGCUGCCAACCAGCAGGCGCAGUCGCAUAUGGCCAAAUUAUAACUGACAAAUGGCAAGCGGUUGGCGCCUGCCAGCUCUCCGCUGCCUACAACAAUGUCCUCGACCCAGGGUGAUCAUAGUACAAUAUCACUAUUCUUUCAAUGCAUUGUCAGCCUGCUCAAGAAUUGUCGCAUCAUUUGCAUACUAUUUGUUAUUGUAUUCGUCGCUCCCAUUUGGCAAUUAUUACUGUGGCUAUUGGCGACCCUCUGCUCAGCCGCGUAGUCUGUGUACGCCCGCGGUUAUGUAUGUAUGUGCUGAUUGAGAGUGCGACUGUGUGCAUGUGUAAAAUAUAUAUGGGUAUAUGGCGUUUGUGUAUACGAAGGUAGUUUGUUUUAGUGCUUAAGCAUUUAAUUAAAAUUUAAUAUUUCUUAAUUUUAAUUUAUUGCCAUAGAAAACAAAAACUCCCUGUUGUUUACAUUGUUGAAGGAAUUCAUGAUUUCUAAUAAUAAUUCAUAAACCUAGAGAUCCCAACGACAACCAGCAUAUAUGUUUACACGGAGAUCCAGUCAAAGGUCACUUUCUCUUUAUUAGUACAACUAUUUAACUAAUUUGGUACACUUCUUAACAUUCCUGGUACAUCAAUGUAAAUGAAUUUAUUUCACUUUAAUGUAAUGUUAUAUAAUUUGUACAGAUUAUAGUUUUUUUACGUGUAGUAGGUAUAUAGCCGGGUUUUCUAUUUUAAGAAAACUAAUGUUUAAGUAAUGCACAAUUAUGUCAAUUUUUUCGUUUGCCUAACAACCAAAUAGCAAGUCAUUUAAGCUAAGUUUUAAAUUGAUAGCUUAAGUUUGUUUACUAUUUUAGGGAAAGCACAAACUUAUUUAACAUGUUAUUUAAUGCGGCUAACAGCACUACAACUUAGUUAUACUCGUAGCACGACAUAGCUAUGCUAAUGUUUGCUUUAGUCCCAAUAUAACAUAAGCAUAAAGCAUUUGAAAAUAUACUCUUAACGCUGCUUCAAUAGGUUAAUGAUGGCUGCCGCACGUUUAACAGUUGGUUAUAUAGUUUUGAUAAGACUUUUUGACAUGCCUAACAUAUACAAGAUUUUAUUCAUUACCUAUUAUCAAACGUAUAUAGUUUGUAAUUGUGUCAGUUAUUUAUUGUAGGAAAGGGUUUUUGUAACUUGCCAUGGCAUUACGUUUCAUGUUUUUAGAAUAUUUAAUUCCCAAAGGUAUUUUGUGUUAUGAAGUAUAAAGUGCCAAUUGAAAUGCACUUGCAAUAUUAAUAAUCAAAUGAAUUAUAGUAUAUAGAAUCUGUAUAGCAGGUAUAUGUAUGUACAUAUAGUUUGAUAUAUUCUCAAUAUUUUUGUAACGCAUAGGGAUGUCUUGAGAACAAAAUACACAAUACAAGAAAUAAACAAAACUAAUGUGAGCUACCGAAGCACAAACAGAAGUCUAGCAACAAAAAGUGCAAUAUUUUGUCUUUUGUUUAAACAUUUUUUAAAAACAAUAUAUUUUUGUGGUAUAAGUGUUUUGUAGCUAAUUUUAUAUACAUACGUAUACUAUAGAAACCUAACACCAAUACACUAAUUUAUACACUACAUCAAUAGCAAAAAAUAAAAUAUAUUAAAUUGGUGCGAGUUGCGCCCUUUGCAUUAUUUUAACAAACAAAUAAAGUUAAACAAACUAAAAUUAAA